Drosophila obscura is the source of this 844-nucleotide messenger RNA. RefSeq lists its product as uncharacterized. Bases 45 to 725 code for a protein of 226 amino acids. The record is from RefSeq and is a predicted model, not a curated record. Lineage: Eukaryota; Metazoa; Arthropoda; Insecta; Diptera; Drosophilidae. The transcript has a single exon.
CCAGCCACUCUGCAAUUACAGGCAGGAGCAUCCAUUAGUCGGACAUGUCGGGCUUGAAUCAGCACUACCAGGACUACUACCUGUUGCCGGGCACAUAUUCCUAUCCACUGGCCACGUCCGCCACACCAACGGUCAGCGCCUAUCUGCCCAACUACGAUGAGAUGUCCUGGCUGGUGCCAGAGAACAGCACGGCCACCUAUGUGGCCACGCCCCUCGGCGUGAUCAACUAUCUGUCCGAUCUGCAGACCCAAAUGGCCUUUCCCACGCCGCAGAAUCUGAGCAGCGGCCUCAUCUAUGCGGUUCUCAAUCCGGUGCAGCAGCAUGUACCCGUGGCAGUGCCCUUGCCACUGCCGGCCUAUCCCCAGGCGGUCUAUGGCUUCAGCCAAGAGCACCACCAGCCAGUGGAGCAGAUUCGUUAUUACCGCUUGCUCACCAUGUCUGAGGAGGAGGUGGAAGAGGAGCAGGAGGAGGAGGAAGAGGAGGAUAACUCCACACAACUGCAGCCAGAAGAAGACUCAACGCAGGGCGCUGGCGAAUCCGCACAGGAGCCAGCAGCAGCUGUGCCAGCGCCUGGCAAACGCAAGCGAAUCUACCAGGCAGAGGAGGGCUAUCUGGUUGAGGAGCCCACAUCCUCGGAGGACGAACAGGACGAGCGCAGGGAGGAGCCCAACAACGCAGAAGCAGCAGCAGCCACCCUUUCGCUGGACACUCGCCAAAGACGCUGACAAAAUCGAAGCUUUGCCUUGUGUGUAAUGUAAUGUACACACGGAAUGUACGUUGUACCCUGGCAAGGAAUUGUUUUAUUCAUAUUUAUAGUUACAAUUGAAAAAGUGAUACAUCUCCA